Messenger RNA from Racocetra fulgida, 1026 nucleotides. NCBI's taxonomy places the organism in Eukaryota, Fungi, Glomeromycota, Glomeromycetes, Diversisporales, Gigasporaceae. The record is from the annotation of a GenBank genome assembly.
AUGCAUUAUCAAAAGGCUAGAAAGAUUGCCCUUAACUUAAUCAAAGAUUGUGUUUGGAACAGUAUUGCAGUUUAUAAUCAUCCAGUAGAAGCCAUCAUCGCACUUCAACCACCAUUAACCAGACUUAAUACUGGGUUAUUUUCAAAAUAUGAAGGUAUUGUUGAUAGGGAAAACAUAAACAAAGCAUACUUCAUUUUAGAUAAAGGAAAAGAAAUGAGAGAAGAUGAUCAACUAUCUUCAUUAUUUGGAAAUCUUAAUCUUGAAUAUAUAAUAAUCCCUUUUCAGCAUAUACCUGCAGGCAAAGACAUCAUCGCACCCGGUAAAGAUAAAUUUUCGGUAGAUUACAUUACCAAACGGAUAAUAGAACAAACUUUCAAGCAAGAUAGCAAGUCUCUUGACUUCAAACAACUCUUUUAUCCGGCAAAUAGAAAAGUUUUGGAACUUCCAGAAUCGGUUCCUCUCUGCGAACUCCUUAAAUAUGAGAUAGGUUAUAAAAAAGAUGUUAAAGCUACUUUUAUGAAUCAUAUAUCCUUGGAAGUAGCAAAGGCUAUUGAAAAUCGCCUAGUUGAAUUGGAAUAUCAAAAAAAGUAUCCCAUUCAUUUAAUUGAUAACCAAGCUGAAAAGCGUUUUAUUGUUUCUACAUAUAUUACAUCAGAUGGUAAAUUAAUACCACGAAAAUUUAAAGCUGCAAACAAUAAAAUCCUUUUCUACGCUUUUGUUGGUCCAAAAUCUACCUUGGAUUUUCGGUUCAAAGUUCUUUCUCAAGAACCACCCAUAACAAAUUUACCCACUGAACUUUAUAAUUGUAUAAAAAAUGCUACUUGCAAUCUUGACACAAUAAUUCUCACUUUAGAAGAUACCGCUAAUUACCUCUGCAAAGAUGAAUUUUCGAAUGGUAAAAUUAAAGUAUCGAUUUCUGAGGUGUAUGAAGAUGGAAUAAAAGAUGUACAAGUAACUAUGACUAGCGAAGCAUUACAUAAAGUUAUUGAAAAGAUGGGUCAAACCAAUAUGAUAGAAGAAAUUUGA